This is a messenger RNA of Kazachstania africana CBS 2517, 1023 nucleotides long. It is a transcript of the gene MTC2, whose product is annotated as Mtc2p. Lineage: Eukaryota; Fungi; Ascomycota; Saccharomycetes; Saccharomycetales; Saccharomycetaceae. The record is from RefSeq and is a predicted model, not a curated record. The coding region runs from base 1 to 1023 and encodes 340 amino acids. The transcript has a single exon.
AUGCAUAGCUUAGAUGAUGCCUCUAAUGCUCUCAUGGAUUUUGAAACAUGUUUAAGAUACAGUGUUGAGACGAAGAAAAGUUUCAUAUGUCUAGUGAGAAGAGUUAGAGAUCUUAAUGAAGAGGGUUUAGUGCAAGGAAUACAAAAAUCAAUAGAGAGACUUUAUAAAAAUGACUUUGUGGCGUGUUCUGUUUUGAAAGAUAUAGUUACAUCGAAGCCAAUUUUUGGAGACCAAGAAAUAACAUUCAAUAUUAUACCCAACUUGAAUCUUCUGUCAAAUGAAGAACAACUCGAUCUUACGAGACGUAUGAGGCGAAAUGAAAUGCCAUUUGAAAAACAGUUAAAAUUUCAGUUGUAUAUGGGUAUAGUAUUUUGGGAUCAUACUAGCGCUGAAGAUUCAGAUAUACAGAGUAAUAUUGAAAAUGAUUUGGUCCGUUCUAUCUUUCAAGUUGAAAAUACUUUGAGACAAAAGUUUUGGUUAUGUUGCUCUUUAAGUCAGUUCACGAAUGAAGGGUAUAGUGAUGGCUCUAGUGGUUAUGCAAGUGAAUGGGAAAGUCUAUAUGAUGAACCAGUGAUAAGCGAAAAGACACAAGAGAAAAGUUCAGCGAAACUUGAAGAUGUAUAUGUUCAAUCUUCAAUCCGAAGGUACAUCCUUGAUAUAAUGGUACAUAUCCGCAUGCAUAGGUUAGCUUAUAACGCUAAAGGUGGGGGAGCACAUACACGAUCCUUGGCUGAUGUCCUUUUGUUAUCAAAAUUGAUAAGCCGAGAUUGUAAAAGAGCAUUUGUAACACCGAAGGAAGUGAAAGCAGCAGCUGUUUGGUAUUUCCCCAUGCAUAUAUGUCUGAUUUCAAGAGCAUCGAUGGACACAAGUAUCCUUUAUGGAAGUAGGAAGGAAUUAGUCCAGCAAUUCCUGGAAAAAAUAGUGCAAGUAAAAAAUAUCAAACAGAGAGAGCUUAAUAACCCACUAUUUUUAGAAUAUCUUGUCGUCAAAGAUGUUUUGACCAAAAUCGUACCUCCGAUAUAG